This is a messenger RNA of Rhododendron vialii, 3206 nucleotides long. RefSeq lists its product as uncharacterized. Gene Ontology annotation, molecular function: metalloexopeptidase activity. The record is from RefSeq and is a predicted model, not a curated record. The transcript has 21 exons. Gene Ontology annotation, biological process: proteolysis. Lineage: Eukaryota; Viridiplantae; Streptophyta; Magnoliopsida; Ericales; Ericaceae. The coding region runs from base 322 to 3087 and encodes 921 amino acids.
CUACCAUAUUUGUUUAGAGAAGUCAACUACCUACUAUAAUUCGAAAGAGGGACGACGUUUUACGAUUGAGAUUGGCCGAUACAUACUAGGAAGGCUCGACGUUAACCCUUGAGCUUCCGUUUCCUUCUUCCCCACCCCACCACCACCACCAACUGAUUUCCUCUGACAAAUACUCCUCCACUAAAGCCCAGCAUAGCAUCUCCCGUUACUCUCAAACAAAACAAAGCCGGCUCAGCUUCCAACACCUGACAUACAUAAAUAAAUUAAACCAUACAUACGCCGACACAUACAUUAGUACUAUAAUAUUUACUUCGACUAUGUAUGUAUGACUAUGUAUCGAUUUCAACUGAAACUUCAGGGCGCGAUUUAGAAUCCAAGGGCUUGGGAAGGAAAAUGCCGAUAAUGGGUUUGAGCGCCGGAGACGUGUCCGGUUUCAAAUUGCUGAUUUCGCUGGCGGUUAUGUACGGGCUGAUGUCGACUCUGGCCUACCACGUUAUGUACAUGAAGUUCAUUACCCCUCUCGGCGUCGACGCUCCGCUCGACCGGUUUUCUGAAGCCAGAGCCGUCGAGCACGUCCGAGUUUUGUCCAAGGAGAUCGACGGUAGACAGGAAGGGCGUCAAGGAUUACAUGAUGCUGCUCGAUACAUUAAAACACAGCUUGAAAUGCUCAAGGAGCGAGCUGGAUCUAAUGUUAGGUUUGAGAUUGAGGACACCAUUGUUAAUGGCACCUUCAACAUGAUUUUUUUGGGUUAUAGCUUAUCUAUGGGGUAUAGAAACCAUACAAACAUUAUAUUAAGGAUAUCGUCUGUAGAUUCACAGGACACUGACCCAUCAGUUUUAGUGAAUGGCCAUUUUGAUAGUCCACUUGGUUCUCCCGGCGCUGGCGAUUGUGGUUCAUGUGUUGCAUCGAUGCUGGAAAUAGCAAGGCUAACUGUUGAUUCUGGCUGGGUUCCUACUCGACCAAUUAUUUUCCUAUUUAAUGGUGCUGAAGAACUUUUUAUGUUGGGUUCGCAUGGCUUCAUGACAACACAUAAAUGGCGUGAUACAAUUGGAGCUUUUAUUAAUAUUGAGGCAUCUGGCACAGGAGGCCCUGAUUUAGUCUGCCAAUCUGGACCGGGGUCUUGGCCUUCGCUUGUGUACGCUCAGUCAGCUUUAUAUCCUAUGGCACAUAGUGCGGCUCAGGAUGUUUUCCCUUCUUUUCCUGGAGACACAGAUUACAGAAUGUUUGCCAAUGACUAUGGCAAGAUUCCUGGACUGGAUGUGAUUUUUAUCCUUGGUGGUUAUUUUUAUCAUACCUCCUACGACACAGUUGAAAGACUAUUACCCGGCAGCAUCCAAGCACGUGGGGACAAUAUUUUCAGUCUAAUUAAAGCCUUUGCCAAUUCUUCCGAGCUACAAACUGCCUUUGAACGAGAAUCUCGUGGAGCUUCUACCCAUAAAUUUGAUGAUGAAAGGGCUGUUUUCUUUGAUUACUUAUCAUGGUUCUUGAUAUUGUACUCCAGAAGGCAAGCUAUGGUACUUCACAGCAUUCCUGUUGCUGUCUACCUUUUCAUGCCCUUCCUAUUGCGCUUAGGGAAUUUUGGAUUACGUUGUUUGAUAGCAACACUUUUUGACUUCAUUAAAGGAAUGUUACUCCAUGCUGUUGGGGUCAUACUUGCAGCUCUUGUUCCAAUGAUCUUCUCUAUAUUGAGAGUGCUUUUCUCUGGCCAUGCAAUGAACUGGUUUGCUCAUCCAUACUUGGCUUUCAUGAUGUUCGUACCAUGCUCACUUGUUGGUCUGCUGAUUCCGAGAAUUGUUUUGAGAUCUUUUCCUCUCUCUCAAGAUGUUUCUGCUCUUAAAUCAUCAGAAGAGGUUGCUAGAUCCAUAUUUUCGUACUCCACUUUUACACACUCAGACGACAUAUCACUACAAAUCUUGCAGGAACUAGCUGGCGAAGCGAGGUUUUGGGGAGCAUUUGGCUUUUAUUCUUUGGUGACUUUGGCUUAUCUUGUAGCUGGGUUGAGUGGAGGUUUCUUGACAUUUUCCGUGUCAGUUUUUAUGCUUCCUGCAUGGAUCUGCUUUUGCUUAUCGCUCAAGUCAUUUGGUCGUCAAUCACUCAGGUCAAUAGCAUUUUAUGUGAUACCUCUAGUGCCCAGCCUUACAUACUCGGUCUACUUUGGUGGGUUUCUUGCCCAAUUCAUAAUUGAGAAGAUGGGCAUGAUGGGUUCUUUGCCACCUCCUCAUGGGUAUUUCAUUCCUGACGUUAUAGUAGCAGCAGCUAUUGGAAUUGUGACCGGUUUGUGUGUGGGACCCCUUAUACCAGUCCUUGGCCAUUGGUUGGCCAGAUCUGCUAUCAUAAAAUUCUUGCUGCAUCUUACUGUGCUUUCCAUGGCACUGUCAUCACAGUUCUUUCCAUAUAGCAUUGACGCACCUAAAAGGGUUAUUUUCCAGCAUACAAUUUUGACUGCAGACGCAGGUCGCAUUCUAGACUCCAGUUAUGAUUUCUCUGUAGUUGACUCGAAUUCUUUAAAUUAUGUUUUUAAACAUGCACCUGAAGUGGCGAAGGAAUUGAAAAUUGGCUCAGAGAUAUCUUUUGGAACAACCAAUUUAUCUAGCCGGGAAGAUUGGAUGGCAAUUUAUCCACUCGUUGACUUGUUUUCAAGAAGCUUGAAGUUCCCCGCGAGAAGUGAUGAUGUAUUGGAGCAAUAUAGAUAUUUCCCCCAUUUAUCGAGUUAUAGGCCACAAAUGAUCUCUGGCAAUGGUAAUCGGAAGGUCUACUUGGAGUUAUCCUUGGGUUCUUCAAAGGAGGUUUGGGUUGCAAUUCUUAACGUCACUGGCCCUCUAUCUAAUUGGUCACUUGCAAACAGUGUACUUCCAGCUCCUGAAGCAUUCAAAGGUGGUCCACCUUCAUACAUGUGUAGACUUAGUGGCACAAGCCCUGAUAACUGGACAUUCUGGUUGGAGGCAAGCAGUUCCGAAGCCAUAAGGAUUGAAGUUGCUGUGUUAGACCAAUACUUGGUGGAAGAUGCAAGGAAGUUGAAAGCCCUAUUUCCAGACUGGGUGGAUGUUAUUGCUUACUCGUCCUUUUUGUCCAGUUACAUCUUCUAGAUCCCUUCAAAAAAAAUUUCAGGCACAAUUUAUGAGCUGCCCUGAUUUUGUUGAAAGCACCUUUUGUAUGCGACAAUUUUAUUUGAUGAAAGGAAUCUAUAGUUUCAUUUGUAAUUUCA